AUGGCUGACUCGACGGCUGUCGCCUUGCAGCUCGUGGCGGCGAUGACUGCUGUUCGACGCCCCGGCAUUGUGCCGGUCGUUGGCCUGUUGACGGCGGACCAGGUGGCGGACCUCAAUGACAUCACGACGGUCGCCAACCAGGUCCUGGAGGGUGCGGCGGAGGCAGCGGCGUCAGCAGAGGUGGUGCAGAACUUUGCCGCGAUGGUGGCUGGAGGCGUCGGCGGUGGAUCGACGAUGCCAUCUGGGGCCCAAACGCCAGCAUCGACGGUGGGGGUGGCCCCUCCUGAUUUGGCCAUCAGCUCGACGCCCACGACGCCGAGGAAGGCACCCCCACCAGUGCCCAAGGAGGCGGAGGCGGCGAUCCCUGCACGGCGUCCUGUGAUGAAGGCGCCCCCCCCAGGUUCCCGCCACGACUUGGCGAGUGACGCCCUUGGAUCAAUUGCCGCGGAAGGCGGCGCCUACAUCGACGACUACCUCGGGGACUUCGACGCCAGCGCAGGAGAUCCGGGCGGCGCUCAAUGUCCAGACCGAGGCGAUGGCAGCGGCGGCUCCUUCGACGGCUUCCACAACCCGCCGGCGGCAGACCACCAGCACAUUGACCCGGACCUUGGGAUCCCGGCGGUCACGACGGUGGUUGCCGACACCUUCCUGGACACGCCUUUGGUGUCCAUGGAACGACGGGGGGCCUCGGCGCUCGGCGAAGUCGUUCCCAGUUCUCUCCGCCAUUUGGCCUGCGACGACCUUGCGGCGGUCCGCCAAAAGGAGCAGGCGGGGCAGUGGCCCGAGACGGCGCCGAGGGGGGCACAGACCGAGACCGACUACUACUUCAUUGGCGGUUGCCCCAAGGAGUUGCCGGCGCUCGGAUUACAGUGCAGCACUCCAAAGAACAGCGGCGCUUGGUGGGAUGGUGCGCCCACCCAUGCCAGCAGCCCCGCGGCGCCGACAACCAUUGCGACGGGGAAGGCAGGGCCUGGUCGGCGGAGGUCGGCGCUAAGCCUCGCACCUCCCGACGAAGCGGAGAGGCAGUUAUCUCGACGCUCUUCGGCGCCAGAAAAGAAGGGAGAGAUCGAUGCUGAGUGCUUUGCCCUGUCCGGUUACGACGACGCGACCACUGCAGACAUGGCUCAAGACGCGUCGGCGCCACAGCCGGGCACCUUCGCAGCCUUCCUGGCCGAGGUCGCCGCGGCCGGCGGCCAGGCGCACAUGCAGGCCUUCGCCGAGCUCGGCGUUACAUCCAGAGAUCUCGUGCGACCGGCCGGCCCGGCAUUGGCGGCGGCGGGGGUCCCGGAGCAGGUCAUCUUGAACUUGGUGCGACCGGCAGCGUCCCGCCAGGCGGCGGCCCCGCAGAACAUUCAGCAGGCGGUCGACGCGCUCGAGGCCAAUGUGGUGGCGGCGUCCACCAGGCGAGCCCUGGACUCGAGGAUCAAGUUCUGGCUCAAGCUCGCGGCGACCAACGGCGUCGAGCCGUGGCCGCUGACGCACUGGAAGCUCAAGGUGUUGGCGGCGUGGCUCCGGGAAGGGGGCUACCGCUCCGCUCAGCUCUACAUCGACGCGGUGAUGCGGCACCAGGAGCAUGUGCUGCAGACCGAGGUGGCGGCGGGCAUGCGGAAGGAGGCCCGGCGCCUUGCCAAGGCGGCGGUGCGGGGCAUGCCCGGGACCAGGCUCAAGCAGGCCUUUGACCUCGGCGUGCUGGCGGCGCUGGUCAGGUUCGGGCCGGCGACGAAGUCGCCGUGUUUGACGGGGUCGGUGGCCGACGUGAUUGAGAAGGUCGACCCCUGGGGCCGCUGCCUCGUCCUCUUCUCGGCGGCACCGCCGUGCCAAGACUUCUCCCGAGUCACCGACGGGCCAGGCCACAACGGCGCCCGCGGCGGGUUGUUCCUUCAGACGGUGGAGUUCAUGUCCGAGGUCCGGCGGCUGGUAGCACCGCGGCGUUUCGGCUUCAUCUUCGAGAACGUCGAGAUGGCGACGGCCGACGCCAAGCAGAUCACGGAGGCGCUGGGUUCGGCGCCGGUGUGGGUGACUUCGGCUGGGUCGGGCGGCCACGCCAGUGGGGAAGCACGGCGGCCGGUGGAGGCACUGGAUUUGGGGGACCUCACCUUCAACGACUCCGUCUUGUCGGGCCGGCGGGGCAAGAUCCCGUCCGACGCACAGCACCGGUGGUCGGCGGAUCGACGCCAGUUCGCCCCAUGGCACUACGUGAAGGAGGCGAUGGUGGUGAGCUCCGACGGGAAGCUGCAGAUCCCGCCUCCACGGCUCAAGGAGCAGCUGCACCACAUGCCCGCGGACUACACCUGGGGGGCAGACGACGCACCGCUCGAUGACCGCACCCGCCACCGACUCAUUGGAAACGGGUGGCAUUGGGGAGUGGCGCGGCGCCUCCUACUGAUACUGCUGGUGGCCACGGCGUUCCAGACCUCGGACGCCAGACCACAGGGCGAACCACCCCCAUCGACGAUCACCUGGGUCACCUCUUUGUGGCAGUUCGGCGGCCCGGUCAUGGGACCGGCGCCGGGGGAGGAUACACUGGACCCUCUGGUGGACCUCGACGAGGAAGCUCACUGGGCAGCCUCGGCGGUCAUACCGCACCCAUUCCAGGCUCAACCACGGCUGGAGCCGGCGUGGGAGGAGGCCUUGAAUAUCCGACGGCGGUGUCGCCACGACUUGGCCAGGAUCAGGCGCGAGGUGGUCCAGGAGGUCAAGGAGAUGAUCGACGACAUGGCCGAGCAGACAGCGGAAUGGAUGUCCCAACGCUCGGCGGCGGUCAAGGCCACCUAUUCGACGCCGGACAAGCCGACGGUGACACAGAUUCCCGUCCUGCUGGAACUCCUGCGGCGCCUUGACUACCCCGACCUCGCGAACCUCACCGACGACCUCACCCAGGGCUUCAACAUGGUCGGCGGCCUCAAGCCGGGCCCGGGCUGGAAAAAGAGGACCGACGACCGCUACAAGCACCCGGCAUCCAUGGAGGAGCUCCAGCGGGUCAACGCGGACUAUGUGAGACAGCGCACCGCGACGGCCAGGGCGUUCGAGCAGCUCUUUGCGGCGCUGGGCUUCCGCAUCAAGGUUUCAAAGUCCCAGCCGCGGCGGCCCAGCACAUUUCUCGCGGUGUUUGCACAGGUGGCGGCGCUGGCGGCCUUUGCCACGCACCUGCCCGGCGCCGUGACCGCGUUCAUCGACAACACGGCGGGCCAGGCGGCGCUAUCCAAGGGGUAUGGAAAGGCGAAUGUGGCCGACGCUGUGUCCCGGGACGAUUUCGGCAGGGCCCGACGGGAAGGUUGGACGAGGGUCCACAUCCCGGCGUCGCCCAUCAUGCACAUCUUGGCGAAGGCAGUCGACGACUUGCUCUAUGCGGUGGAUGGUGCGGCGGCUGACCUCCUGGUGUGCUCUACUGAGUGGUCUGAUGAGCCGGCGCUUG
Messenger RNA from Symbiodinium necroappetens, 3415 nucleotides. The record is from the annotation of a GenBank genome assembly. NCBI's taxonomy places the organism in Eukaryota, Dinophyceae, Suessiales, Symbiodiniaceae.